AUGUUGAAAUCAUUACUUUUCUUCAUUUUGCUGGUCUUCUUCAUUACUUCUACAUUUGCUGCCCUUCAACUCUGCCACAAACCUGGGCAAUGUAAACCACCGGAGCAUUGUAUCAAAAGUUAUGGCGCAAUCGGAUUCUGUGGAUUGUAAUGGGUUUUUUUAAGGGAAAUGAAUUGUUUCUGGUGUCAAAAAUAGAUUUUUGUUGUUUUGGAGGGAAUUGGUAUAUGAAUGUUUUACGCCCCCAUCUUUUUUAUUACGUGCCCCCACGGUCAUUUAUGGUUUCAUGCCCCCACUCAUUAUGACUUAUGCCCCUACCCAUCACUGAGCGUAGUGUAGUUCAGCUACCCAGGUAUUGUGGAUUAGCAAACCGACUACUGUAGAUUAGCAACCAGAUUACUGUAGAAGAGCGACCCAACUACUGUAGAUUAGCAACCCAAGUACUGUAGAUUAGCAACCCAAGUACUAUAGAUCAGCUACCUAGGUACUGUAGAAUAGCAACCCAAGUACUGUAGAUCAGCUACCUAGGUACUGUAGAAUGGGAACCCAAGUACUGUAGAUUAGUGACCCAACUGCUGUAGAUCAGCCACCCAGGUACUGUAGAUCAGCAACCCAACUGCUGUAGAUCAGCGACCCAACUACUGUAGAUCUGCUACCCAAGUACUGUAGAUUAGUGACCCAACUACUGUAGAUCAGCGACCCAGGUACUGUAAAAUAGCAACCCAAGUACUGUAGAUUGGCAACCCAAUUACUGUAGAUUAGUGAACCAACUACUGUAGAUCGGCGACCCAAGUACUGUAGAUUGGCAACCCAAGUAAUGAAGAUUAAUUUUUAUAUUAUGGAUUUUUUUUAGGUCAAUACCAACUAAUUUAUUUCGAAAAAUAUCGACACAGAUACGUAGCAAACUUUAGAUUAAUCUACAGUACCUGGGUUGCUAAACUACAGUAGUCGGGGGUCUAAUAUAUAGUAGUCGGGUCACUUAUCUACAGUAGUUGGGUUAAUUUUUAUCAAAUUCUAUUUUUUUGGCUUCAUUUAAAAAAAAAUAUAAAUAGUGACAUUUAAUAAAAUGUUGGCACGUUUCCGUGAAAAAUCCAACAAAAAUGAAUCAUUUCAAAUUUUAUGAAGUCGGAAAAAUGGUUGGAGUUUGAGUGAUGUGAGUUUCAUUGGGAAAACUGAGUCGUCAAUAGUUUUGAUCAUUCACAAAUAAUACAUUAUUCGGGUCGAUAAUCUACAGUACUUGGGUUGCUAAUCUACAGUAGUUGGGUCACUAAUCUACAGUACCCGGGUCGAUCUUCUACAGUAAUCUGGUUGCCAAUCUACAGUAACUGGGUCGCUGAUCUACAGUACUUGGGUUGCUAAUCUACAGUAGUUGGUUCCCUAAUCUACAGUACUUGGGUAGCCAAUCUACAGUAGUUGGGUCCCUAAUCUACAGUACUUGGGUUGCUAAUCUACAGUACUUGGGUCGAUCUUCUACAGUAAUCUGGUUGCCAAUCUACAGUAGUUGGGUUGCCAAUCUACAGUAGUUGGGUCCCUAAUCUACAGUACUUGGGUUGCUAAUCUACAGUACUUGGGUCGAUCUUCUACAGUAAUCUGGUUGCCAAUCUACAGUAGUUGGGUUGCCAAUCUACAGUAGUUGGGUCCCUAAUCUACAGUAGUUGGUUCCCUAAUCUACAUUACUUGGGUUGCCAAUCUACAGUACCUAGGUUGCUAAUCUACAGUAGUCGGGUUGCCAAUCUACAGUACCUAGGUUGCUAAUCUACAGUAGUCGGGUUGCUAAUCUACAGUAGUCGGGUUGCUAAUCUACAGUAGUCGGGUUGCUAAUCUACAGUAGUCGGGUUGCUAAUCUACAGUAGUCGGGUUGCUAAUCUACAGUAGUCGGGUUGCUAAUCUACAGUAGUCGGGUUGCUAAUCUACAGUAGUCGGGUUACUAAUCUACAGUAUCUUGGGUAGUUGUUGUGACAUCGUCAGAGUGGAAAAAAACCCUGUGGGGGCACAAAACAUUCUGCUCCUGUGGGUGCAUGAAAAACAAGUGGUGGGGGCUUGAAAAACACUUGUUCCACAGUGGGACGUUUCGUGCACCCGGCACAAUACAUUUUCACGCGUUUUGCGCCCCCACAAUAAAAAAAGUGACCUGUUUUAUGCCCCCUAAAUUUUAAGCCCCCACUGGUUGUUUCGUGCUCCCACCCUUUUUUGUGCCCCCAUCAAUAAAUGGGUGGGGGCAUAGGUGGGUGCGCGAAACAACUGGGUGGGGGUGAAAAACAGGGUGGGGGCGUGAAACGCAGAUUUACCCUAAUCUUUAUUUUCUGGCACAUUUCAUAGUUCCGAACUCUGAAGAAACAGCUACAAAUUUACAGUAUUCGCCCGCAUCACAAUCCGAAUUUUGUUGACAAUAAGCUCCUGGAGUUGCCGAAGAAAUAG
Molecule: messenger RNA, 2415 nt
Organism: Caenorhabditis angaria
Lineage: Eukaryota; Metazoa; Nematoda; Chromadorea; Rhabditida; Rhabditidae
Source: the annotation of a GenBank genome assembly